Solanum lycopersicum (tomato) is the source of this 1261-nucleotide messenger RNA. Lineage: Eukaryota; Viridiplantae; Streptophyta; Magnoliopsida; Solanales; Solanaceae. The record is from RefSeq and is a predicted model, not a curated record.
UAGACACAAUAUUUAUUUUUUUUUAUUUUAAUAGCCACACACCAUUAUUCUUAGACACAAUAAUUUUUUUAUUUUAUUUUAAUAGUCACACACCAUUAUUCUUAGACACAAUAUUUUUUUAUUUUAUUUUAACAGCCACACACCAUUAUUCUUAGACACUCUUAAUAGGAUUUCUAGCUCCGCCAUUGAAAUUAUUAACUUAAUGGUAUUCUAAAUCUUUAUAAAUAGGAGGGACACAAUUUCUUAGUUUUAAAAGAGAGACAAGUAACUAGCAAGAAAUUAGAAGAGUAACUUUAAAGAAGAAGAAAAAUGGUCGUUGGAUUUGGUGGUGAAGCGGAGAUUACACGUCGAUGUGCCAAUCAUCAUCCUUCUGUUUGGGGAGACCAUUUUCUUACCUAUGCUAAUCUCUUGGGUGGGACAUUGAUGCUUCGGAACAAUUACCUUCAUAUAUGAAGCUCUCCUACCGUGCUCUUGUACAAGUUUACAAUGAAACGGAGAAAGAAUUGGAAAAUCUUGGAAAUAAGAUGACAUAUAGAGUCAAAUAUUCCAUCAAUGAGAUGAAAAAGUUGUUGAGGGCUUACUUCCAAGAGGCCAAAUGGUAUCAUGGGAAGGAUGUGCCAACAAUGGAACAAUAUAUAAAGAAUGGAAUUCCAUCAAGUACUUAUCUAUUGCUUGCCACUACUUCUUGGUUAGGCAUGGGAGACGUAGCAACUAAGGAUGCGUUUGAUUGGAUAUCGAAUGAACCUACAAUUCUUGUAGCUUCGUCUAUCAUUGCAAGAUUACUCAAUGAUCUCGUAACACAUGAGAUAGAAGUGGAAAGAGGAGAUGUAGCAUCGGGUAUUGAAUGUUACAUGAACGAGUAUGGUGCCACAAAAGAAGAAGCUUACAUGGAGAUAAGGAAAAUAAUAGAGAAUAAUUGGAAGGAUUUGAAUAGAGGAUGCCUAAAGCCUACAACAGUACCAAGAGUUUUACUCAUGCCAGUGCUCAACCUUACGAGGGUGGCAGAGUUUUUUUAUAAAGACGAAGAUGCUUAUACUUUUUCGAAAAAUAACUUGAAAGACGUCAUCUCUAUGGUGCUAAUUGAUCCUAUAAAAGCAUGAGAGAAUUUCACUAUGAAGGGAAAAUAAUAAAUAAAAGUAGUAGUGCAUGAACAACAUCUGAUGUUGCUUCUUUAUGGAGGUUGUGGCUUGUUUUUACUAUUUUGUAUCUUGAUGUUGUUUUAUCUUUGUGUCAGCUGUUGUAUUAAUAUAUUUGGUGUUAU